Molecule: messenger RNA, 4877 nt
Organism: Lutzomyia longipalpis
Lineage: Eukaryota; Metazoa; Arthropoda; Insecta; Diptera; Psychodidae
Exons: 19
Coding region: 932-4864 (1310 amino acids)
Biological process (GO): cGMP biosynthetic process; intracellular signal transduction; receptor guanylyl cyclase signaling pathway
Molecular function (GO): ATP binding; peptide receptor activity; protein kinase activity
Source: RefSeq, a predicted model, not a curated record
UCUCUUAAUGUUUCGAGGGCAGUGUGUAGUAGAUGAGGGAAUUUUAGUUGUGCAGGAGGGGUGCGGACACGAGAGUGGGGCAGGCAUCCCCCCUUCUGCCGGUACACCGAACUCGUGUACCCAUCGGGUGGUGCUCGUGGGGGAUGCUGUGACUCGUAUCCAUUCACACGGUUCCCGAAGACACAUUAUCAAUCCAUCCAUCAGUAGAGAGGAAGGACUUUGGGCAAAUCGGUCAGAACGAAAAUUCACUCUCGCGCGUAUUGUGGGUGGAAAGGAAAAAAAAAAGAAAAGCUCUCAUUUUGCAAAAUUAACUCUGCAUUCAUCCGAAUAGGUGUUCCCUUCUCGCAGUGUGUAGCACCCAGUCCUAGUGCCGCCCCUCGACAGUGCUCAAGGGGAUAUACCCAUCGGUGUUUAUCGUGUGUGCAGAAGUAAGAAAAUCGAGUGAAAAUAUCGCUGGGAUUUUAUUUUUUUGGGGGAGAAAAUGUUACCAUAGAAGAGUUUUCCCUUUUAGCUUGUGCUAGAGUGUAAAUUUCCCAGGUCCUCUCUCAUGGGGCCUCUUAGUUUGCUAGUUUCCUAAGUGAUUGAAUUGCUAUGCGAUAGUGUGGGGACUGUGUACGUGCUCAUUAGGCAAAUUCACGGACUAUUGGAGCUCCCAUCGUUAUAUCCUGGGCACUGUAGAACUUUUCAUUCCCACAGGAGCAUCUUAAGAGAUAUUUAUUUGCAAAUACACCGACACAUUUCUUCAAAUUUUAUGCGGUUUGCAUUCCAUUAAUAUUGAAGGAUGUGCCGUUUGAUGUUUGAUAAAUUGAAAAAUAUAUUCAAUAAUGGAUACCCAUGUUAAGUGGAAACGACGCUCCAGGAAGACGUCUAUCAUUGGCGAUAUAACUAAAACGGCGGGUCUGUUUCACUUAAAUGAACUAAACGGAUCCACAUGAAGUCAAACAACUUUUGUCGUCGACUCAGUCGUCUUCUCUUCCUGGCAUACACCCUCCUCAUCUUACUCCCAAUCGCCCAAUCUGUUGCCAUUAACAAGAGAAAAGGAAAUGCUACCCUUGUCCUCUUUCAAGAUGAAACUAAUGCGACCGACGUUAAGCUACAGUUCAACGAGUUUCAGAAUAUAUUCAACAUUGAGGGACAAGCUGUGAGAUCUGUGGAAUUUUUAUCGGGAAGUGGUUUGAGCGCCCUCAUGAGGUAUUUGCAGAAUAACAAUUACUCCACACUGGUUUUCGUAUUAAGCAACAACAACACGAGAGAUGCUGGCUAUUGUGAUAUGGCUGAGCAACUUUCCGUGACAUUCAACAAAGAUGUGCUAUUCUGGCCGUGUCCGAGAAUGAAGCUAACGGAGAAGUUUUUGCCUUCCUUUGAGAUAAUAUCAUUCGUCGUCAGGAGCAUUUCAGAAGAAUUAAAUUGGACAGAGGCUGUGAUCUUUGCUACAGAAACCAAUUGGGGUCUACCUUUGGCGAUUUCUGCCAACAUAAAAAUACCUUUUCGCGUGGAAAUCGGUACAUCAACCCUGAGUGAAAGACAAAUAGCUGAUAAAAAGGGAAAAGUUGUGAUAAUAACAUCAUCUCUGAAUUCCAUGGAGACGCAACAAGUUAUUCAGCAUUUUGAGCAAUACAGGCUGACAAAAUUAUUCCUCAUUGAUAUGUUUGGCACAAUCUUCAACAGCAGGAGUCAGUUCUACGCUUAUUUGGGUGGAAAAUUUACAAAAAUAGAAAACAUUUUUCUUACAUGGUCUUCUGGACUUGUGCCAGAUUCGUCGGAAGUUGGGGAAAUAUCCUUCCGCAACAGCAGUACAAAUAGUGGUGGUAAUAUGAGACCAUAUAAGAAUCUCCUUGUGCUAACUGUGCUCACGGAAAAGCUAAAGCACUUGCUAAACAAAACACUUCAUGUUGAGUUUGAGAAGUAUUCACAGUGGAUGCUAAAAAAGGCUGUCGUUGAUGGUAAAUCCAAUGAUGUUUCCACAUCAUCUGAUACCGUGAGAAGAAGUAGGAGGAAUGCCACAGGGAAUGAGAGUAUCGAUUAUACCCAACAUCCUGUAGAUUCACAAGAAGUCUCACGUAAAAAUGAUGAGAAUGUGCAAAGUGAUCCUGAGGAGGAUUAUCUGAAAGACAAACAAGUGACCAGUGAUGUUUCUAUGUUGCAAAUCAGUGGUAUUAUGUUGGAUUUCUUUCAUAAACUCAUUGCACAUAAUUGUGAUUUUAAAUUUUUAAUAGUAGAACUUUUCCCAACUUCUCUUCCGCCCAAUAGAACUUUAGAUGAGAGAGAAAGUAUUAUUCAGGAGCAAUGUCCACAAUUAAUUAAUUGCCAUCCACGAGAUUUUCAUGGAGUUUCUGAUUUUUGCUACUUCUUCUGUUAUCAUGUCUUUAAUUAUUACGAUAGAGAAAGUAGAGAUAGUAAAAAAGCAAUGAGUAGAAACACUACAAGUGAUCGGGAUGCAGAGAGUGUGGGGGAGACUUUAAAAGAAACAUGCUUUAAGGUUAAAGACCAAGGGAUGAGCAUGAGUGAGAUAUCAGAUACAGAAAAGUGGUUGGUGAAUUUUGUAAGACAUGCCUUCAUUGAGGAGUCAAGGGGUAGUGGAGCAAGACGCUGGCGUCGACAAACCACACAAAAUUCGCACCCCACAGCUCCACAGCAGCAGCAGCCACAGAAUCAGCUGGUGUAUAGUGAAUUUUUCAGUUUGUUCGACUUCAUAGUGUCGAUUUUGUAUGGUGCUAAUGAAAGUGGUAUCAAAUUUGACUUUAUUGUGUUGGACCUCCAUCAGAAUGUGAAUACGAAGAAUGAGUCGACUUUCGGCUGGCGACCCUUCCUAAUACUCCAACAGAAUCACAUCAAUCAUCAGGUAUUCACUUCACAUCCAUUCCUGAGGGGUUUCCGUGAUUGGGGAUUGGACACGUCCGAGUUCUGGACGUGCGGUACACUGUGCUGGGGUGUCAUCGGACUCGCAAUCUUCCUCCUUCUGUGCAUUAUUGUCGCCAGCGUUUGGGCCGGAGUAGCAGUUAGGAAUUACUUAUUGAAGAAACGUUUAUCAAAGGGACCAAAUAAAAUUGUUCUGUCACCGUCGGAUUUUGUGUUUCCGGUCGAUUCGAGGCGGGUUGACGAAGGCAUUGAGGCGAUGCUGUGUUGCUGGCUGCAGCAGCUACAGGAAUUCGGGGGGCCUGAAGUCGAUAAGCCGGAUUUGCUGAAGGGCUCAAUUGGAUCCUUAAAGAAUUUAGGCUUGGCCAGUGCUGCUAAAAAUAAUUCAGGCUCUGGGAGUUUAGCGAGGCAUCAUACAGUAAUUGACGUUAGAGCCAGAUACAAUGGCGACCUUGUGCAACUCAAGGAAAUCCCCUUAAUGGCCGUAACAGAACUGAAGACAAAGGCAAUGGAUAUUUUAAUGACAGCACAUGGAUUGCGACAUGAGAAUAUUAAUCCAUUAAUUGGUUGGCUAAGCGAUGCGAAUCGUACAGCAAUGGUUUUUGAGUAUUGUUCCCGUGGCUCUCUGCAAGAUGUUCUCAUUAUGGAUGACAUUAAGCUGGAUUGGUCUUUUCGUCUUAGCUUACUUACUGACCUUGUUAGGGGAAUGAGAUACCUGCAUUCAUCCCCAUUACGUGUUCACGGUGGAUUGUCAUCGAGGAAUUGCGUUGUCGAUGCCAGAUGGGUACUCAAAAUUACGGAUUACGGCUUGCCGAGUUUCUAUGAGGCUCAGGGUAUAGGAGUACCAUCGAAAUCUCCAAAAGAACUUCUGUGGACCGCACCGGAAGCCCUGCGUGGUACAAAAGGGUAUCCAAAGCAUGGAACACAACCGGCUGACGUUUACUCAUUUGGGAUAAUAAUGCAAGAAGUUGUUGUGAGAGGAGAACCCUACUGUAUGCUUUCCCUAUCACCUGAAGAUAUUAUUGCAAAAAUAAAACGACCUCCACCUUUGAUACGACCAUCAGUUUCAAAGGGAGCUGCACCCCCCGAAGCUAUAAACAUUAUGCGCCAGUGUUGGGCAGAAAUGCCAGAUAUGCGACCGGACUUUAACACUGUAUACGAACGCUUCAAGCAACUAAAUCACGGGAGGAAAGUGAAUUUUGUCGAUACAAUGUUUCAAAUGCUUGAGAAAUAUUCAAACAAUCUUGAGGAAUUGAUACGUGAAAGGACAGAACAGCUCGAUAUUGAGCGCAAGAAGACUGAGCAAUUAUUGAACAGGAUGCUACCGAGUUCCGUGGCGGAAAAAUUGAAAAUGGGUUUAGCUGUUGAUCCUGAGGAAUUCUCGGAUGUUACAAUAUAUUUUAGCGAUAUUGUUGGCUUCACAACAAUUGCAGCACAUUGUAGUCCAGUUCAAGUUGUCGAUCUCCUUAAUGACCUCUACACAUGCUUCGAUGCAACUAUUAAUGCUUACGAUGUGUACAAGGUGGAAACCAUAGGUGAUGCAUAUAUGGUUGUGAGUGGGCUUCCUGGCAAAAUACCCGAUCAUGCGGAACAAAUAGCAACCAUGGCAUUGGACUUACUUCACAAGAGUGGGUUGUUUCGGGUUAAACAUCUACCAAAUGUACCUCUACAAUUGCGCAUUGGACUCCAUACGGGGCCAUGUUGUGCUGGGGUUGUAGGACUCACAAUGCCGAGAUAUUGUCUGUUUGGUGAUACAGUGAAUACAGCUUCUCGAAUGGAGUCAACAGGCUCAUCGUGGAGGAUACACUUGUCGGAAGCAACGCGUGAUAGACUUGAGAAGGCGGGAGGAUACAACUUGGAACCACGUGGACCCAUUGAAAUCAAAGGAAAGGGACUAAUGAAUACUUAUUGGCUUCUUGGUAAGAAGGGAUUCGACAAACCACUUCCAACACCCCCACCAAUUGGUUUCCACAAGAAUUAUCUCAUCCUGUUGUCGUGUAUGUGGUGAUCGAAGUUCUGGC